This is a messenger RNA of Diabrotica virgifera virgifera (western corn rootworm), 2162 nucleotides long. Its product is annotated as trichohyalin-like. The transcript is spliced from 2 exons. Gene Ontology annotation, molecular function: nucleic acid binding; zinc ion binding. The coding region runs from base 408 to 2162 and encodes 584 amino acids. The record is from RefSeq and is a predicted model, not a curated record. NCBI's taxonomy places the organism in Eukaryota, Metazoa, Arthropoda, Insecta, Coleoptera, Chrysomelidae.
ACACGUGUCUGCAGUUGCAUUCCAUCUUUUUAUAUUGUUAAUUUUGUAUUCACAUUCACAUUGCGAGUUAUUUGCCAAUGAUUUUUCUUUUCUAUGUAUAUAUUGUUAUGACAGUCCCGUAGAUUUAUCCUACAUUGAAAAAGUCCCUUGACGUAAAAGAAGAAGUAGUCACGUACGAGAAUGUUCUGGAUGUCAUGGAAUAACCCAGAAAUGUCUGGUGACGUCCAGAACGUCAGAAAUCUAUAUAAACAUACGUGUUUGACAUUUUACAGUUCAGUUGUAAUUGAGUAUUUAAAGUUGAUAGUUGUCAUUGAGUUUGUAUUGUAAUUGAAGUUAAAUAAAGUAUUUUAAAGAAGUUGUAACAUUGGUGACAGCGGUGGGAUAAGAAGACAUUAAGUAAUUUGUAUAUGGUCAAUACAAGAUCUACUAAAUUCGAGAAAGAAAUGGAUACAUCCGGACCACCAGAAUGGUUUUUAAAAAUGGAAGAGUUGAAAGAGAAACGUAGGCAAGCAGAGAAAGAAAAUGAAGAGAAACGUAGGCAAGAAGAGAAAGAAAAUGAAGAGAAACGUAGGCAAGCAGAGAAAGAAAAUGAAGAGAAACGUAGGCAAGAAGAGAAAGAAAAUGAAGAGAAACGUAGGCAAGCAGAGAAAGAAAAUGAAGAGAAACGUAGGCAAGAAGAGGAGGAGAGGCGUAGACAAGUAGAGGUAGAAAUAAUAAAUAGUUUGUCACAAAUUCAAGAAAAUUUUACAUUAGAGGUAAGUCAAAUUAAUAGUAGAAUUGACACAUUAGAAGAAAAACAAAACUAUUUAGAUAAUACACUAGAAAAGCAACAAAAUGAUUUAAAGCAACAACAAGAUAAUUUAAAAUCUAGUUUAGAAAGACAAAUAGUUAUGUUAGAACGAAAAAUUGAUACCAAAGCUUCUUUAUCUCGUAUUGUUUCAGUAACGAAUGUCGAAUCUGAAACAGCCCCUUCAUCUUCACAUCCCCUAAAUCUUCUUGAAUCAGGCACAAUCAGAAAUAGCAAAAUUUUGAAACCACCUACCUUCGAUGGCCAAACAGCAUGGGAAACGUAUCGUUUCCAAUUUGAAGCUGCAGCAAGAGCAAAUGGCUGGACUGAGAGAGAAAUGGCAGCUUCCUUGGUGGUGUCGCUUCGAGGCCAGGCAGCAACCGUCCUUCAAUUUCUUCCUCAGGAUUCACCUAGUUAUGACUCACUUGUUCAAGCUUUAGAAACAAGAUAUGGCCAACAACAUCUGAAGCAGGUUUUUCAAAGUCAGCUUAAAGUUCGGUAUCAAAAACAUAACGAGAGCCUACAAGAAUUUGAAGCUGAUAUUAAAAGAUUACUACAUUUGGCAUACUCUCAGGCACCUAAAGAUUUUCUUGAACAAAUCGGUAUACAGGCAUUCAUAGACGGACUACAUGAUAUCGAAAUGCAACAGGCUCUCCGAUUACAACAACACAAAACGCUAAAUGGAGCACUAGUUUCAGCCCAGGAGUUUGAAGCGGCUAAAAGUAUUUCAAGAUCUCGCCCAAGAUUAAAAGAAAUAAGAUUUCGAGAAGAUGAAGAAGUCACUACCACAGAUAAUCAACAACCUAUUUUGUCCCAGAUGUUGAAAAUACUCCAAAACCUUCAACAAAAUCAACAAAAAGCUCAAAAUCAAAACAGAAGAUGUUUUAACUGCGGAAGAAUGGGACAUCUAAAAUCCAAUUGCAGAAGCCGAUCCCAAGCACGAAAAGAAGAAUACAAGAAUGAGAUCAGAAGGUCGCCUAGUUCGACAUCCAGAAGCCCAUCAUAUAGUCUCACUAGAAAUGAUGGUAGAUGGUCACUAAGAAACAGAUUUCCUACAACUGACCAUAGAAAGGAAGAAAAUACACUGGAAUUUGAAGUUAGCCAUUUGAAGGAACAACUAGCGAUUAGUAAAAAUAAAAUAGAAAGAUUAAGAGAACAGGUGACAAUAUUGCAAGAAGAGUGUAAGGUAAUUCAAAAUAAUGCAAAAACUACACAGUCCAAUCUGGAAAACGAAUGUCAAAAACUGAUGAAAGAGAAGAAUGUGUUAAAUAAACAAUUUCAAGAAUACCAAAAUGCAUUAAAUGAAUUACAAGUUCAAAGCCAACGUCAGCUAGCACAAAAAGAGAAUGUAACCGAAGAAAAACGAUACUGCUAA